Molecule: messenger RNA, 873 nt
Organism: Hydatigera taeniaeformis
Lineage: Eukaryota; Metazoa; Platyhelminthes; Cestoda; Cyclophyllidea; Taeniidae
Source: the annotation of a GenBank genome assembly
AUGGGCAUAAUGGCAACCAUUCGUAACAGUACCAUGUGGAGAGGCGCUAGAAGUAGUGACAUCGGCAGAACGGGUAAAUUCGAGUCGAAGAGUCAGGGGAAUGUUGAAAGCUCAACAGUCUACUUCGUGCUUUCUCCGGAGUGGAAAGCAGCUGUCACAGAAAAGGAAAAGGUCUACCUCAUCGUUUGUGCCCUUUUUUAUUUCGUCAGUUUACUUGUCUUCUCGUACUGUCUGGUUUUAGAUAAAACUAUGGUGCAUUCUUUGUGUCUUAAAGUGUUCUUAAACACGCAAUCUCGAGUUCCAAUCCUCCAGAAGGUUAAUCUCGGAGCCAAGAUAACUUUCACAACCGGUAUUUGGUACAGAAGUGCAGAAACGUUAGUCGAACCGCAAAGAAGCCCCGAUACCUAUGUUGGCGCCUACCCAAUUAUCCACGAGAGGCUUAACGAGGCAUAUUCUCUGUACUACAGCUGUUUGGAUGCUCACUUCCGCACCUCGCCAGUUCUCACUGCCUCCAGUCUCUUUCUAGUCGUGGGGAGCGUAACUUAUGCUUUCGCAGGACCGCUAGUCAUCCUCUCACGCUCUGCGUUUUACCACUGCAUCAUGAUAGGCUCACUGUUACUGGCUUCCUUUGUCCUACUUAAUCUAGCAGCCUGCAAUUUCCUUUAUGACUGCCUUCGACGCUCACAGUCCACGCAGAUAAACGACAGUGGAACCUAUGUGGAGAGUAUGUACGGCACUACUCUCUUUGAUAUAAUGCCCCACAUGGAAGACGCCACCACUGCAAAAGUGGCCACCUACCUCACUGUGCUGGGAUUCCUUCCUAUGGCCAUUAUGGGAGGCAUGGCGGGGAAGGUGUUGGGGAGGCCAGUGUAA